CCGGUGGGGAUGCGGAUAAAGAUUGUAGAGGAGUGCCGCAUGGAAGAGGGCAUAUCCCCAGAGUGACCAUGGUGCGUUGGCGUGACUGAGGAGGCAGCGAGCGAUCUGAACCAAGGUACUCAUUGGUGUUCCCACCAGUAGAAGCAGUAGCAGCAGCAGCAGAAUCAGCAGCAGAAGCAGCAGCAGAAUCAGCAGCAACAGCAACAGCAGCACCAGCAGCAGGAGGUGCAGCAGCAGCAUCAGCAGCAGCACGUGCAGCAGCAGUGGCAGCCGGAGGAGGAGCAGCAGCAGCCCCAGCAGCCGGAGGAGCAGCAGCCGCAACUGCAGCAGCUGCAGCAGCCGCAGCAGCAGGAGGAGCAACAGCCGAAGCAGUAGCCUUGCCGGCAUCACCACACCACUCUCCCUUCAUGCUCCCACACGAGGAGCUCUUUGUUUUCUAGCAGUAAACACCUGCCCCCACG
Molecule: messenger RNA, 461 nt
Organism: Closterium sp. NIES-67
Lineage: Eukaryota; Viridiplantae; Streptophyta; Zygnematophyceae; Desmidiales; Closteriaceae
Source: the annotation of a GenBank genome assembly